UUCUCUCUCACUAGGGAAUGCCGCAAAGGCGAAAAGACCAAUUUGGGAAUCACGAAGGUUGCUGCUCUCCUUUCACCCGUAAAAACAAAAGGUGCUCCCUUCCAUCAACGGUCUAGAUCUAUUUUCCACAUCACACGUGUGUGUCAAUAACAAGGGCAACCAUGAAUUAUGCUUCCUUCAGGCUCAUCCUGUCUCCAACCGUUUACCGAGAAACGAUCGAGUGCGAUUCAGACACCGGACCGAAUAUCUCAUUGCUUUCUCCCUCUUAAGGCCGUGUGCCUUCGCCGGAAACUUCAGAAUAUGGGUGCAUGAGAAAGACCUUCCGUUUACGUUUCUUUGGAUGGAAUAGAUGAUGGUCAGAUCGUUGAAUUUCAACGUGUAAUCGCUUGUUCGCAAUUCUUCGGUUCGGUUAUAGGCGUUUAUGUGCGAUGGAUAUCUCUUACAUGAAAAUUUCUGUUCGCAAAAUCCCUAUGAUUGACAGAUAGCGGAGUACUACAUGUGUUUUCUGUCUCUUGUUUCCAAUGUAAGCUUUCGUGAUCGUAAAUUCUUACCAUUGCCUCCGGCUAUUGUUUAUUCUCCAUUUUUUCUGUUCCGUUGUUGAGCUCGAAGACGUGAAUCUUGUUACUGUACAUGAAGAGGCUUUCUGCAGAGUCUAGAUGCAGGAGUGGUUACAGCUUUGGAGUUCCCGUGGACAGUGCUAGACAGUAAUAGUACCGCCUGGAAAGAAGUCGCCGUGGAUUGAGGAAUAUAUAUCCCGUGAAGUAGAAACAGAUGUGCAUACAGGCAUGCACGGAUAUGGUAGAUAUUAAUGACUCCCGGAGUUACUUUAUAAUUCGUAAGAAGGAUUCAGGUUUAGAUUUUUAGUUUUUUCACUUGUCUUAGAUUUAAAUUUGGAAGGUUUUAUGAAAGGUUAUUUGUCAUUGUUUAUUAAGAUCAGUUUUAAGGAGAAGAAAUUCCUUCUCAAAUUAUUGUGUUUCCCCAUUUGACCUGUCUAUGUCGCAAUUCUGUCUCACCUGCUUUACUACGUGAAUUCCAAUAUUUUUUGCUGCAGUCUUACCAAAGCCAGGGAUUUUGGACCGUAAAGGGCACUGGACAUUUCAAUGACAGAGAGACCGCAUUUGAUAAUCCUUCUAAAAUUGAAUCAAAGCGAACUCAUCGAUGGUUUAUUGAUGCUGCUGAAGUAGAUUUUUUUCCUAACAAGAAACAAGUAGUCGAAGAUGAAAAUGGAAAAUCAGGUUAGGGAAUUUCUAGUAUAAAUUUUUCUCACUGGGAGAACAAUCCUAAUUUUAAUUCAGUUCCUAAUAACCAAUUUAUCGGCCGACUGUUUGGGUCGGAAUCUAAGCCUGUCAAUUUUGAGGAAAAGGAUAGUUCUUACGUUGCGGAUGAUAAUUCUAAUGUGACGACGAAUAUGAUGAUCAGUCAAUACAGAGAAGAUGCACCUGAAGAAACUGAAGCACUUCUAAGUUUUGAGGGAAUUAAAAAAGUCAAAGUUAAUCAAGUUAAGGAUUCUGAUAGUGUACAAGCUGAAGCCAGGCAUAAUUUGAUCAGGCAGAAUAUCAGCGAUCGUCAUCAGGCUUAUAAUGGUGAACCUGAGAUAGGCUAUAUGUCGUCAAUAGGGCAAGCUCUUGAUAAAGGUAGAAAUGUCACUCUCAUGGAACUUCCUCCAACAGGGCGGAUGCCUGUGUCAUAUCAUUGGCUGAGGCCGAUGAUAAAGGUACUGCCGUAUCGGUUGGUGAUUCCUAUAAUAAAGAGGACACUUACGAUAUCUUUUUGUGGGUUCCCAGAUGGACAGGAUAUUAUCCCUGUGAACAGGCCUUCUGGGGACUUUGGUCCCUUAUACAAUCUAUCUUCGGUUCAAGUAUCAACAGCAGCUAAUGAGAAAGAGUUGAAUGCAUCAAAUUCCAAUGCAACUGUAAGUAUUCCCGGGGUAGAUAAACUAAAGGCUGAACCCGUAUCCAAGAAUAAACCAGAGCUCAAAGCAGCGAAGAAAGAAGCCCCAAAUAGUUUCCCUUCUAAUGUCAGAAGCUUGAUAUCCACUGGUAUGCUUGACGGUGUUCCUGUAAAGUAUGUCUCGGUUUCCCGGGUGGAACUUGGGGGAAUUAUAAAAGGUUCUGGCUAUCUUUGUGGAUGCCAGUCAUGUAAUUAUUCCAAGGUUCUGAACGCUUACGAGUUUGAGAGACACGCUGGUUGCAAAACAAAACAUCCAAACAAUCACAUUUAUUUUGAGAACGGGAAGACCAUCUACCAGAUUGUACAAGAGCUGAGGAGUACCCCUGAAAGUUUGUUGUUUGAUACAAUCCAAACAGUUUUCGGUUCGCCGAUUAAUCAGAAAGCAUUCCGCAAUUGGAAAGAAUCUUUUCAAGCAGCCGCACGUGAGCUUCAACGUAUUUAUGGAAAGGAAGAACUGAAUAUAUGAGUCACAAGGCCUGGAAGAAAUAAUAUUAUGAUUAAACUUUAUAUUGUGCGCAGGAAGUUAUAUCAAGUGGGAGAAAAUGCAAAUAAGCACUUAUUUUUCCCCACCUGUUCUGGUGCGUCAACCCAAUUGCAUACUGUAUACGGCCUAUUUCAAUAGAUGGGAGGCCACUUGUUAGAAGAGCAAGACGUACUGACUUAUUUUUGGGUUGCUGGUUCGGAUUCAUCUCGAAAACUUCCCGUUAUCAUGGGCCCGUGCAGUUCCCUUCUCAGUUGAAUAUCGCCGGUGGCAUCAUCCUGAUAAAAUGCUUCUGGUGUCACCUAGCUAUCACUAUUUCUGUUGGUGGGUGAUUGCGUGAGUAAACCAAUGGAUGAUAAAUGAAGCGCGUUUUCUUCCUUUUAAGUCUAAACUCAGUUUGGCCCACAACGAAAAGUCUAAAUUCAAAUUUCCGGGCUUUUAUAAUUUCAUUAUGCAGUAUAUUUUGCCCAAGGAGAGCGUAUGCAUAUAACGCGGGCAGAUUUAAAUAAUAGAAACUUAAAUAUUAUCAUGAUUGA
Messenger RNA from Neltuma alba, 2967 nucleotides. RefSeq lists its product as uncharacterized. Gene Ontology annotation, molecular function: histone binding; chromatin binding; RNA polymerase II transcription regulatory region sequence-specific DNA binding. Gene Ontology annotation, cellular component: nucleus. The transcript is spliced from 5 exons. The coding region runs from base 1409 to 2416 and encodes 335 amino acids. Gene Ontology annotation, biological process: positive regulation of transcription by RNA polymerase II. NCBI's taxonomy places the organism in Eukaryota, Viridiplantae, Streptophyta, Magnoliopsida, Fabales, Fabaceae. The record is from RefSeq and is a predicted model, not a curated record.